This is a messenger RNA of Carlito syrichta (Philippine tarsier), 3706 nucleotides long. It is a transcript of the gene SART3, whose product is annotated as squamous cell carcinoma antigen recognized by T-cells 3. Lineage: Eukaryota; Metazoa; Chordata; Mammalia; Primates; Tarsiidae. The coding region runs from base 20 to 2968 and encodes 982 amino acids. Gene Ontology annotation, biological process: mRNA splicing, via spliceosome. The record is from RefSeq and is a predicted model, not a curated record. Gene Ontology annotation, cellular component: ASAP complex; cytoplasm; nucleoplasm. Gene Ontology annotation, molecular function: protein binding; RNA binding. The transcript has 19 exons.
GAGUCUCUGGGAGCGCAAGAUGGCGACGGCGGCCGAACCCGCGGCUGCGGAGCCCGAGGCGGAGCCCGAGGCCGGGCGCAGGGCUGACGGGGAGGAGGAUGCGGCCAAGGCGGCUGAGACGAGAGGGAAGGCGUCGUCGCGGGCGGUGGCCGCCGCGACGAACACGACCCCGGGGCCCGGCUGGGAUCGGCCCGAGGAGGACGUGAGCGAGAGCGACGGCGACGAGGAGUUCGCCAUGGCCUCCUCCGUGGAGAGCUCCCUGGGAGAGUACGAGUGGGAGUACGACGAGGAGGAAGAGAAGAAUCAGCUGGAGAUCGAGCGGCUGGAAGAGCAGUUAUCUAUCAACGUCUAUGACUACAACUGCCAUGUGGACCUGAUUAGGCUGCUCAGGCUGGAAGGGGAGCUUACCAAGGUGAGAAUUGCCCGUCAGAAGAUGAGCGAGAUCUUUCCCCUGACUGAAGAGCUCUGGCUGGAGUGGCUGCACGAUGAGAUCAGCAUGGCCCAGGACAGCCUGGACAGAGAGCAUGUGUACGACCUCUUUGAGAAAGCUGUGAAGGAUUACAUUUGUCCUAACAUUUGGCUAGAAUAUGGCCAGUACUCAGUCGGUGGAAUUGGUCAGAAAGGUGGCCUUGAGAAAGUUCGCUCUGUGUUUGAAAGGGCUCUGUCUUCUGUUGGUUUACAUAUGACUAAAGGACUCGCCAUCUGGGAGGCUUACCGAGAAUUUGAAAGCGCAAUUGUGGAAGCUGCUCGGCCCAUAGCUGCCUUCCUUUCCCCUUUUGACCGGGAACAAACCUUUGAUUCACAGCUUGAGAAAGUUCACAGUCUCUUCCGGCGACAGUUGGUGAUCCCACUUUAUGAUAUGGAGACCACAUUUGCAGAGUAUGAAGAAUGGUCAGAGGACCCAAUCCCAGAGUCGGUAGUUCAGAACUAUAACAAGGCACUACAGCAGCUGGAGAAAUAUAAGCCCCAUGAAGAAGCAUUGUUGCAAGCAGAAGCGCCAAGGCUGGCAGAAUAUCAAGCAUAUAUUGAUUUUGAGAUGAAAAUUGGUGAUCCUGCUCGCAUUCAGUUGAUCUUCGAGCGUGCCCUGGUUGAGAACUGCCUUGUCCCAGAUUUAUGGAUUCGUUACAGUCAGUACCUGGAUCGGCAGCUGAAAGUCAAGGAUUUGGUUUUGUCUGUACAUAACCGAGCUGUUAGAAACUGCCCCUGGACGGUUGCCCUAUGGAGUCGGUACCUGUUGGCCAUGGAAAGACACGGAGUGGAUCAUCGAGUGAUUUCUGUAACCUUCGAGAAAGCUUUGAAUGCUGGUUUCAUCCAGGCCACUGACUAUGUGGAGAUUUGGCAGGCGUACCUUGAUUACCUGAGGAGAAGGGUUGAUUUCAAACAAGACUCCAGUAAAGAGCUAGAAGAGUUGAGGGCCACGUUCACUCGUGCUUUGGAGUAUCUGAAACAGGAGGUAGAAGAGCGUUUCAAUGAGAGUGGCGAUCCAAGCUGCAUGAUCAUGCAGAACUGGGCUAGGAUUGAGGCUCGACUGUGCAAUAAUAUGCAGAAAGCUCGGGAACUCUGGGAUAGCAUCAUGACCAAAGGAAAUGCCAAGUACGCCAACAUGUGGCUUGAGUAUUACAACCUGGAAAGGGCGCACGGUGACACCCAGCACUGCCGGAAGGCUCUGCACCGGGCCGUGCAGUGCACGAGUGACUACCCUGAACAUGUCUGUGAGGUGUUGCUCACCAUGGAGAGAACAGAAGGUACUUUAGAAGACUGGGAUGUAGCUGUUCAGAAAACUGAAGCUCGACUGGCCCGUGUUAAUGAGCAAAGACUGAAGGCAGCAGAGAAGGAGGCAGCUCUUGUGCAGCAAGAAGAAGAAAAGGCUGAACAGCGGAAAAGGGCCCGGGCUGAGAAGAAAGCGCUGAAAAAGAAGAAGAAGCCCAGAGGCACAGACAAGCGCAGAGCAGACGAGGAUGAUGAGAAGGAGUGGGGCUAUGAGGAAGAAGAGCAGCCUACCAAGCGCAGAAGGGUUGAGAACAGUGUCCCUCCAGCCAGAGAAGCCCAAGACAUGAAUGUGGACCUGGGGCCCACUGGGCAGUGUGCACCCAUGGAUGUUGACCCUCCAUCAAAGCAAAAGGAGAAGGCGGCCUCCCUAAGGAGGGACGUGCCCAGAGUGAGGCACGAUAGCAGUAAGGAUGGUGUCACUGUGUUCGUCAGCAACCUGCCCUACAGCAUGGAGGAGCCAGCCGCCAAUCUCAGACCGCUCUUUGAGACCUGUGGGGCGGUGACUGAGAUCCGCCCCAUCUUCAGCAACCGCGGGGAUUUCCGAGGCUACUGCUAUGUGGAGUUUGAGGAGGAGAAGUCGGCCCUGCAGGCACUGGAGUUGGACCGGAAGAGUGUAGAAGGCAGGCCCAUGUUUGUGUCCCCCUGCGUGGAUAAGAGCAAAAACCCUGAUUUUAAGGUGUUCAGGUACAGCACUGCCCUGGAGAAACACAAGCUGUUCAUCUCAGGCCUGCCUUUCUCCUGCACUAAAGAGGAACUGGAAGAAAUCUGUAAGGCUCAUGGCACUGUGAAGGACCUCAGGCUGGUCACCAACCGGGCUGGUAAACCAAAGGGCCUGGCCUACGUGGAGUAUGAGAAUGAGUCCCAGGCGUCACAGGCUGUCAUGAAGAUGGACGGCAUGACUAUCAAAGAGAAUGUCAUCAAAGUGGCUAUCAGCAAUCCCCCACAGAGGAAAGUGCCAGAAAAGGCGGAGGCGAGGAAAGCACCAGGUGGCCCCAUGGUGCCGCGGCAGACGUAUGGAGCGCGGGGGAAAGGAAGGACCCAGCUCUCUCUGCUGCCUCGCGCCCUGCAGCGCCCAAGUGCUGCAGCUCCUCAGGCCGAGAACGGCCCUGCCCCAAGUCUAGCAGUUGCCACGCCGGCGGCCACCGAGGCACCCAAGAUGUCCAAUGCUGAUUUUGCCAAGCUGCUAAUGAGGAAGUGAACGGGACUCUGGAGACAGGAAAUGCCUUACUUCACGCGGGCCCGAUGGAUCACCCGCUACCUGGCGGUGCACUGGGUGGACAGGCCUUGGGCAGCGCCACUUGCUACCACCAAUUCUCCUCUUAAAUGGAAAGGGAAAGGGCAUCCAAGCUGAGAGGUUCUCAGUCUCCCUCACAUUGAGGGCAGCAGCAGGAAAAUUCUUGCUAUAGGCUGGGCCUAGUUGUAGUGUCCCAAGAUACUUCUGUGUCUUAAGAGUGAGGAACAGAAAUGAGAUAGGAACAUUUGGUUUUUGAGACCCACUUGUUCUCGGUCAGCCCUGGCCCUUUUUUAUAAGACACCUCUUAUAUUCUGCAUAGCACAUGUGCCCAUCACUCUUUUAAUUUUAAAAGAUGAAAUGGCAGAUGCUAGUAACUCACCAGAAUGGCCUAUUGGGGGAAUGCGGGAAAUCACAUAAAGAACAUUUGGUGGAUUUUUGUUCAAGAGGGCUGUCCAUUUUUAUAUUAUGUAUUUGUAAAUGAUGUCAACCCAUUACAUUUCCUAAAGCAAAACAUUGGCAACAUUUGUUUUGUAUAGGACUGUGUGCUGCUGCUGUGGACCAUUUUUUUUGCUUAGUGACUAGUGAAUUGUGUUUUGUCUAAACUUGAGUUUCAGCCCCUGGUUUUGUUUAAAUACAAUGUCAAGUGCAAACUUCACUCCUCCCCAUUUAGCUUUGUUUAUUAAACUGAAGUCUCUGAACAUU